AAAAACUUAAUCAAGUGCCUUAUUCGUAGUUACGAUUCAUUAUACAUGACGUGCCAUUGCACCUACCUCAUUGGUGGAGCUCAUUAAAAUGUUCAAAAGAAAAUUUGGAAUAAGACUCGUAAUAAUAUGUGCGUUUAUUUAUUCGAAUAUAAUGAUAUGUGAAACGGCACAUAGGCUUAAAAAUAAGGAUUUUGGACCCAAAAUAGUUGGUGGGCAUGCAGUGGGGUUGGAAGAAUAUCCGUUUGCAGUACAGUUCUUUAAUUUGGGUUCGUUGUGUGGUGGUGUCAUUUUGAACACUUGGGCCGUGUUGACGUCGGCUCACUGUUUAGAUAAUAACAAAAAUAUUAAGAAAAUGACGGUUCAAGUCGGUUCAAAAUAUAUUUACGAUUUUAACGCAAAGAAAUACGAUCUAAGUUCGUAUGAAGUACAUGAAGACUACAAUAAAGUGAUUCCAUUUGAAAACGAUAUAGCAAUGCUUUUCGUUAAGAAGCCGAUCAAGUUCAAUAAAUUGGCAAAGAAAGGGAUUCUCGUCAAUCACAACAAAUGGAUGAAUCCUAAAGAGACGGAAUUCAUUGUAACUGGUUGGGGUUGGCUGAAGUACGACGGAGCCCUGUCAGAGAUGAGCCUAAUGAUGGCAUCACUGACAUACGUGACAGUCAGCAGGUGCAGCGAGCUCCAUAAGAUAGAGCUCUCUAAAGAUAUGUUCUGUCUGUACGGGGAAGGCGACAGGGAUACAUGUAGGGGAGACUCCGGCGGCGGGGUGCUUUGGAAUGGGAGAAUUGUCGGUUUGACAUCACAUGGGGAUGGAUGCGCCAAGAAACUCAAGCCAAGUGUGUACACAAACCUGUGGUAUCAUAGAAAAUGGAUUAAAGAACAAAUGCUACGUUUCAUUGACAAUUUCUGCAGACAGGGAGAAAAUUGAAAUAAUACUCCGUUUUAGAAUU
Helicoverpa zea (corn earworm) is the source of this 944-nucleotide messenger RNA. RefSeq names its product trypsin-like. Gene Ontology annotation, biological process: proteolysis. The record is from RefSeq and is a predicted model, not a curated record. The coding region runs from base 89 to 922 and encodes 277 amino acids. Gene Ontology annotation, molecular function: serine-type endopeptidase activity. NCBI's taxonomy places the organism in Eukaryota, Metazoa, Arthropoda, Insecta, Lepidoptera, Noctuidae. The transcript is spliced from 4 exons.